AUGGGUUUCAAUUUCAAGGAGAUUAAGACGAAGAAGACUUUGAUUGGACUUGGCUUAGGACAAAUCAUCUCGCUUCUCUGUACUUGUAAUGCCUUCACAUCUUCUGAGCUCGCCAGAAAAGGAAUUAAUGCUCCAACAACACAAUCGUUCCUCAGUUAUACGUUAUUGGCAAUAGUCUAUGGAGGUAUCAUGCUGUAUCAAAGACCCACAAUUAAGGCAAAGUGGUAUCACUAUUUCCUCCUUGCUCUAGUUGAUGUGGAGGGGAACUUUCUCGUGGUGAAGGCAUAUCAGUACACAUCGAUAACGAGUGUGAUGCUACUUGACUGCUGGGCGAUCCCUUGCGUUUUGCUCUUGACUUGGGCUUUCCUUCACACAAAAUAUAGACUGAUGAAGAUCGGUGGUGUGGUUAUCUGUAUUGUUGGCGUUGUCAUGGUAGUCUUCUCUGACGUCCAUGCAGGGGAUCGAGCAGGAGGAAGUAAUCCUGUGAAAGGAGACUUUCUUGUUAUAGCUGGAGCAACUUUAUAUGCUGUCAGUAAUACAACUGAGGAGUUCCUUGUGAAGAAUGCAAACACAGUUGAGCUGAUGACCUUUUUGGGAUUUUUCGGCUCCAUUGUUAGUGCCGUUCAAAUAGGCAUACUUGAACGUGAUGAGCUCAAAGCUAUUCAAUGGUCACCUGACGUUGUUUAUCCUUUUCUUAGAGUGACAGUCACGAUGUUUCUCUUCUACUCAUUACUCCCGGUUUUACUCAAGACCAGUGGUGCAACGAUGUUCACCCUCUCGUUACUCACAUCAGACAUGUGGGCUGUUUUGAUCCGCAUUUUCGCUUACCACGAGAAGGUGGAUUGGCUCUAUUAUUUGGCAUUUGCUACUACAGCUACUGGACUAUUCAUAUACUCAAUGAAGGAGAAAGAUGAGGAGGAACAAAGAGAUGAUGUGCAGAGGAAGCUAAUCGAUGAGGAGGAUGGUGAAGCACUUGGAGUCAGCCUCAUAGGUGCUUCCACCGGAACCCUAACCAAUGCCUGA
This is a messenger RNA of Microthlaspi erraticum, 1023 nucleotides long. Lineage: Eukaryota; Viridiplantae; Streptophyta; Magnoliopsida; Brassicales; Brassicaceae. The record is from the annotation of a GenBank genome assembly.